Molecule: messenger RNA, 798 nt
Organism: Mycena indigotica
Lineage: Eukaryota; Fungi; Basidiomycota; Agaricomycetes; Agaricales; Mycenaceae
Exons: 5
Coding region: 1-798 (265 amino acids)
Biological process (GO): peroxisome fission
Cellular component (GO): peroxisomal membrane
Source: RefSeq, a predicted model, not a curated record
AUGUCGAGCCGCCCUACGAAGCAAUUCUCCCUUGACGACGCGUUACUCGGCUUCAUUGGAGCUAAUACCCCACCGUCAGAAACAAUUGACCAUGCUGUUCGCUUUCUUGGGACCUACUCAGGCACAGAUAAAUUCCUCAUGGCAACGCAAUAUAUGGCCAAAUUCAUCGCGCCAUUCAUCCUCUAUCGCGCCCAGCUCCAGUUCCGCGCCGGCAAGCGCCCCAAACCUGUUUCAUUAACAGAGGAAGGUCUUUUCAAGUUUGCGGGCCAGAUUAGCGCGGCGCGGCGAAUAAUGGGCUUCCCUAACAUCCUCUACUUCAUUAAAGCUCUAUCGGCUUUGGAACGCAAUCCACCUGCGUCGCGACUGAUACUCAACGUUGGCCGCAUCCAAUGCCUUUCCAUGCUCGUCUUCUACCCCCUCGAAUACGUGUCUUUCUUCUCUGCCCCCGCCUCUGGGCCCCUUCUCCGCAUCUCUCCCAAGGACGCAUUGUUUGCUCAGCUCUGGAGUGUGCGUGCUUGGCUGGUGUUUACCGCUUUCAAAAUCGUUGAACAAGCACACGACCUGAUUGCCCUCCUGCGUAAACACACCUACCACAAAGAUGAGGCUGAGCGCGCAAAAAUAGCGAAACGAAAGUUCCAUCUUACCUACGCGCUUAUCUCGAAUGUCGUCCGUCUCCCGGUGAUCUUGCAUUGGUCCGUUAUUGGUGGUAUAUAUAAGAACGAGAUCUGGACGUCUGGUUUGUCGCUGGUAUCUGCACUUGCUGCUUUGAAAGGUGGAUGGGAAAGUACUCGGUUGUAA